This is a messenger RNA of Petromyzon marinus (sea lamprey), 2257 nucleotides long. It is a transcript of the gene PEX13, whose product is annotated as peroxisomal biogenesis factor 13. Gene Ontology annotation, biological process: protein import into peroxisome matrix, docking. The record is from RefSeq and is a predicted model, not a curated record. Gene Ontology annotation, molecular function: protein binding. Lineage: Eukaryota; Metazoa; Chordata; Hyperoartia; Petromyzontiformes; Petromyzontidae. Gene Ontology annotation, cellular component: peroxisomal importomer complex; peroxisomal membrane; peroxisome.
CUUCGGCUCGCGUCUCCCACCCCGCGUCCGCGUCGCCCUCCUCCCCGCGGGGCCUCUGCCACCUGGCCCCGCGAGGCGGUGGCUGUGAAAGUCGGAGGGAGAGAGAGAGAGAGAAGGGGGUGGGGGGGAGAGUUGAAUGAGAAACGCUCGAGAUGGGGGGCCCACAAUCGGGAGUAUUUAUACUGGAGGAAUCCGAUGAGCUACAAAGCAAUUUUUCACUAGUGUGCAGUACUAGCGUUGGUCAGAACGUUACAACAACAAAUAAUACAAACACACGGUGGGAGUGCAAAGUGUAGGAAAGGCACUCGAAAUACACAAAUCUAAACAAUGUUUUUUAAAGCCCACUGAGGCAUUAACUUUUUUUUCAGAAGCGACCUGGCCACAAAUGAUAGCUCAACAAAGUGGCUUAUGAUUUUAUCCCUUGCAUUCCAUUACAUGGACAACGAAAGUGAAAAGCCACGUGGUUUUACAUUUGAGAAAUUAACUCAAAGCGUAAAUGCAACCGGCCACUUUGAGCUAGUGCGGGAGCUUCGAUGUCGAAGUGUUGACCUUUCAAACAGCUGCGGUAAGGAGAAGAAGGCAACAAGCGAUGACGAUGUUGUGGCGACAUCAACCUGUAGUGGCCGUGACAACCCGUGUACUUGCAGGACCAGUGCCGCGAGAGCUCCAGAGGCCCCGGGCGGAGAGGCGUGGGCUGGACAGGGUGGCCCAGGCAGGGCGGCUCCACCACCCCUGCCACCUCGCCCCACCCAGAGCUCGUCGGCAGCUUUCACUUCCAUGGGGUCUGCCUACCGCCCGGGAUUUUCCUCGUACACCUCCCCGCACGCCGGCAGCCUCUACGGGGUCUCCAGCCCCUACUACAACAGCGGCAUCGGGUACGGCCUUGGCUUUGGUGGCAGCCAGUAUGGCGGUUACGGCUACAGCCGAUUCCGCGAGCAGAAUACGAGCGGGCCGAGCCGCUUUGUGCGCACGGCGGAGGAGAGCAGCCGCACGGCGUUCCAGUCGGUGGAGAGCAUCGUGCACGCGUUCAGCUCCGUCUCCAUGAUGCUCGAUGCCACCUUCUCGGCCGUGUACAACAGCUUCCGCGCCGUGCUCGACGUCGCAGACCACUUCAGCCGCCUGCGGAUGCAGUUCACAAACGCCCUGUCGGCCUUUGCCCUCGUGCGCACUAUCCGGUUUCUUUACGGGCGACUCCUGGCGCUAUUGGGGCUUAGGAGCAAGAGUGAAGUUGACGCUGCCUGGGUGGAGAGCUGUGCUGCUGGAGCCUCUAUAGAAGGUGCAAGUGUCUCCGGAGCUGGCCGAGCUGGCCCCAAGUCCUGGCCCAUCCUACUGUUUUUUGCUGUGGUACUUGGCGGGCCCUACCUCAUCUGGAAGCUUCUUAGUGCUGCUGCACAAGAACCUGAAACUGGGUGUGAGUGGGCGAGUGGUGAAGAUGACCACAUUGUGGCCCGGGCGGGGUACGACUUCACCGCAACGUCCGAUGAAGAGAUCUCCUGCCAUGCAGGAGAUGUGCUCAUCCUGGCACCCAAGGAGCAGCAGCCGAGGGUGCGGGGCUGGCUGUUGGCGAGCCGCGAUGGGGUGGCCACCGGCCUGGUGCCUGCCAACUACGUGCAGGUGCUGGGCAAGAGGCGCGGGCGGCGGACAGCGGCGGGAAACCCUCCCCUGAGUGCAGCAGCCGUGGGCGCGGGCCCCCCUACUCUGGGAGUGCCGCAAGCAGGACCGAGCACUCCAGCCGAAGUGCAGCAUGCCACCGGCUCCAGUGCCACCACGCCCCAGCAACAACAGCACACGCUGGGGGACAUGGAAGAGCUGUUCAGUGCUGUCCAGGCAGACGUCGGCGCAGCAGCACUUGACGAUCAAACACAGGCAACAAUUGUUGCUGUUCCAGAUUAUGUGUGAGCUCCAGGCUCUGGUCGUCAUGCGCAGGUGACGAGGAGCUGCUGCCAUGAGAUUCGAUUGAGGCAGGAGGCUGCGGCUGUGUUUGCUGACUCGGGUUAUCUCGCGGUGCCUCUUGUGUGUGCUGCCUUAGCCUCGUGUGUAAUUCUUCCAAUCUCACCUCGGAGAUGGACGUAAUUCAUUUUUUCGGAAAUUUACAUAUUUCAUCGGUGAGAUGAGCAACUUGAUUUAGUGAGCUUGAUUGUUUUUGAAAUGCACUUUAAAGUGCUUACGAAAUGUCGUUAUAUAAUACACUGUAAAUAAUAAACACCUAAAAAUCUGUAAAGUUGAAAUAAAAGAUGGUGAAAGUAAUGGUCACAUG